Messenger RNA from Dentiscutata erythropus, 1301 nucleotides. The record is from the annotation of a GenBank genome assembly. Lineage: Eukaryota; Fungi; Glomeromycota; Glomeromycetes; Diversisporales; Gigasporaceae.
GAUUAGAGUAUAUUCACACAAAAGGAAUCAUUCAUGCAGAUAUAAAACCUGAAAAUGUAUUAAUUGACUCAAAUGGACAUUUAAAAUUGAUCAAUUUUGGAUUAGCCAAGUAUGUUGUUUUAGAUGAGAAUGAAGAAAGAUAUAGGUCAGGAACAAGUCUAUAUAUGUCUCCUGAGGUUAUCUUAUUCAAAAAUUGGACUACAAAAAUAGAUAUUUUGGUUCUUAGGAUCUGUAUCUUUGAAUUCUUACUUGGAUACAUCCCAUUUAUUUAUGGUAGUAAAAUUAAGGUGUUUCAAAGAAUUUUAGAUCUUAAAAUUCGAUGGCCACCUGUUGAUUGCAUCCAAAUGAUACCUGAUGCUGAAUAUUUGGUUCAAAAUUUAUUAAAUCUUGAUCCCAAUAGACAAAUAUGGAAACAACAAACCCAUCUUAAAAAAUUGAAAACAUUGAAGCAACUUAUUAAUCUUAUUAAGCAAUAUGCUUAUAUUUCUAAUGUUGAUACUACAAAUGAAAAAUUGUCAAAACUCAUUAAAGGCGGUCUUUCAAAUUUUGAUUGCACAAUGACAAAAUAUAUCACCUCAAAGGGCAAACGCAAUCUUGGUUCACACCAUAUUCUAUCAGCAAGUUCAUGUUUAACACAGGAAUAUAAAGCAGAGGUCAAAAGACUAAACGAUUAUUAUUCUCCAUUCGAAACGAAUAUGGAAAUGACUAGUGCAGAAAAAACACCAUAUAUGGUUGAAUGGUUGAUGAAAAUUCACAAACUUAUAAUAGAACAAAAUAUUCAUAAGGAUAAGAUAAACGAAAUGGUGGCGGAAAAUGAUGUAGAAAUGAGAGAUGGAUUGGAUUUAUUGGCUGAAAAAUGCAAAGUUGGAAACGUACCAUUCUUAAUAUUUUCAGCCGGGCUUGGCAAUAUAAUCGAGCAAGUCCUCAUUUCAAAGAAUCUUUUCCAUCCCGACAACAUGUACAUCAUCUCCAACAAAAUGGGAUUUAACAAAGAAACUGGAAUAUUCGAUCACUUCAAAGAACCAUUAAUUCAUACAUUUAAUAAAAGUGAAGUUAUGAUCAAAGAUAGCCUCUAUUAUAAUACAGUUAAGAAUCGAGGUAACAUCAUUUUAAUAGGUGAUUCUAUUGGCGACUUACAAAUGGCUAGUGGAAUCUCACAUGAUAUUUGUCUAUCAAUUGGUUUUUAUAACAAAAAUGACAACUUUUUUGAUAAAUAUCAAGAAAUGUUUGAUAUUGUAGUGACUGAUGAUGGACCAAUGAAUGUCAUAAAUUAUAUUAUGGACGCUAUUAUUAAAACAUAA